AUGUUUGCCACGCCCACGAGAUAUAUCAUACUCAUUCUCUUACCAUGCUUUUUUUGCUAUUUGUGCAACAACGAUAGUCUGCAAAAUACUCCUUUCUAUGAAAUUCAUUUCAACGCCACAGACUUUACUCAGAAUGUUAGUGAUAAAUAUAUAACAGUGGAUUACAGAAGUUAUUCAGAAAGCGGGAUCCAACACCAUCAGUGGAACAUCAAAAGUCCAAAAAACACUUUGAUAAAUGUAACAUACUUCAAAGGUUGGCCUUACAACCUGAAUCCAACAGCAGAUAUAUCUUGUGAGUCGCGGAAAAGCAAUUUAAAGGUUCUAGGCCUUAUGGGGCAAAAUGGAACAUUCUGUAUUGCACCUGGGCAGUUUGAGGACAUUCGCAGGAAUAUGACCACAUCUCUAUCAUCAAGCAAUUCAUUGUUGAUUCAGUUUCAAGUUGAUACUGCAUUUAUUAAAGACUCUAACUUCAGUCUAAAAUAUGAAGUUGGGAAGUUCUGUGCUGAAGAGAAAACUGUAAUGGAUGAGUACAGUAUACACUGGAACACAGCAUUCAUAUGUCGGGAAACAGUUACUAAAUGCCCCUACUCAACAGAGGGUUAUAUGUCUCGAAGGUGCAUUGAUGUCGAUGGUUAUCCGAAUUGGGGAAGACCAAACUUGGAACACUGUGUCAGUCUAGCGAUGAAAAAUAUCUUCAACGAGGCAGAGUCACUCAGAAAUAAAAGUGUAGUAUCUUCAUCGUCAAUUCUGAACGUCACAUCAAGUCUUGCUGACGUCAUCGCCAAAAGGAAAUCGAACACAUCCCUUUAUCCUGGUGAUCUAACAGAGGCAACUCGAACCGUUGUGACUAUUUCAGAUGUAACAGCAAAUGCAUCCGUACACGAGUAUUCCUUGUUAGAAAUUGCAAUGGGCUAUGGAAAGGCUGUAAAUGAAAUCGUUGAUCCAGAAACAACAAACACUUGGAAAAUAUUGGCAUUCUCCACCGUUGAAAGAAAAUUUCUCAAUAUUCUAAAUUCAGUUGAGAUUAUGUCUUCGCACAUCGCAAGAAAGAAAAUCUCAAUGAUGAAGAAACGAUUAUACCGUUCUGCCAAUAACUACUCACUCAAUGAUCGCAUAAAUGUUUCACAUGAAAAUAUAGAUUUUGAAAUAUCAUUUCACGAGAGAGUUGCUGUUUGUGAUGACACAGUAGAUUUAAGCGUCGGUCCUGCCAAGUCAGACGGAUUCAUUCUGACGUCAUCUGUAUUCAAAGCGGCUAUUGGUUCUACAAAAGAUAAAUAUAUACAGAUUUACACUGGACGAUUUCCAACUAUUCCAAAUAUAUUGUCUUCUGCUGCAGAGGAAGAAACGAAAUACAACUACAUAUAUCCAAAUAUUUCCAGACAAAGUCAGUUUAUUAAUUCCGACAUCGUUUCGGCCCGAGUGUUGAACACUCCAGAGUCUGCUUAUCGAGAUCUCAGGCACCCUAUUACCAUUGUCUUUCGUGUAGAUAAUACGACAUGGAACUCUUCUUACCAGAGAACCUGUGUUGCCCUCAACAUGACAGAUGGUUCCAUAGAAAAUCGUUGGUCACCAGAAGGGUGCCAUUUGGAUCCCCUACAAAGCAAUCUAACCCAUGCAGUUUGUGUUUGUUCACAUUUGACUAACUUCGCUAUCCUAAUGGAUGUUUUUGAAGUACAGAGUAAGAUUGACCAUGACAAUUCUAUGAUUCUGACAAUCAUGACGUAUAUAGGAUGUGGUCUGUCUAUAACUGGAUGUCUCAUCACUGUUGUCAUUUUUGAAUUUUUCAGACUGAAGAAAGAGAGAAUCAAGAUUCAUGAACAACUUGCAAUCAGUAUUAUAAUGGUUCAAAUAAUAUACCUAAUAGGGAUAGAUCGCACAGAGAAUAAGUAUGCCUGUAUGUCGAUGGCUAUAUUACUACAUUAUUUUCUUCUGAGUAUGUUUUGCUGGAUGUUGAUCGAGGGUUUCCAUCUCUAUGUUAUGCUCGUGCAAGUCUUUAAAACAAACAGGAAUUUCAAAAAAUACCUAGCGUUUGGUUGGGGUUUACCUGUGGUGAUAGUAGGGAUAUCGGCUGGGAUAUUUCAUGAUGAGUACGGCUCCAAAACAGUAUGCUGGUUAACACGAAAAGUUUUGCUUGUGGCGUUUGUGCCAGCCGUGGGACUUUUAAUUUUGCUGAACACGAUCGUCUUAUUCGUUGUGUUGAGGACUAUGAUGCGUUCGAUUUCGGUGUCUGCCAAAAUUGGAACGGACGAACGAUCUGGCGUUAGAACUGGUCUUAAGGCAGCUGCUGUCUUACUUCCUAUUCUCGGCCUGACUUGGACAUUGGGAUUUUUUUCUAUUGACUCCAAGGACACACUUGUCUUUACAUAUCUUUUCACAUUCCUCAACUCUCUUCAGGGUGUUUUCUUUUUCCUGUUCCAUUGCCUGAUGAGUACUGAUGUGAAGACUGCUUUUGAGCGCAGAUCGCAACGGAAGAGCAGAUCUAGUUUGUCAGCUUCUCUUGGCAAAUCUAACAAAAGAGACAGAUUGAUAGACAACAGAAAAUCAUCUUCGACGGAUACGUCUUUAACCGACGUGUCUCUUUCCAACAAAUUAACUCCAACCACCAACAGAUUUUCCCAGAUGGAAUCGAACUGGGAUAAUUAUGGAUACGACCAUCCGACUGAGUUUUUCACUCGCUCGUUUAGCGACGGCAUUCCCUCUUGGAAAAAUGUCAACAAUUUACGUGCGCUUCACACACAUUAUCAGACAGCAGACGACAUCUAUUCCAAACACAGCCUUCAUCAGAGACAUUUUGAACAGAAUACCCAACAAUCAAUUGAAGACCUUUACAGCAAACCGUUGAAAAGACGCGACAGAGAGAACCAUGUUCAUUUCAAUGAUGAUAUGGUAUUAACAGAACGCAAACUCGGCACAACUAGUCCACACGGAGUAAAGUUGAUGAACUUCGACAGCCCCUUCACUACCAUUGACAAAAGCUGGUCGAAGAGUUUUCUAGCUGAAAUUCAAGAAAAAGCCAAUAAUAUCAAGUUAAGGAACAAUUUGGCGAUUGAAAAUGGAAAACUUGAGGUAUAGGCGAAUGGCAACAUUUGAUCUUUUCGCAUUAAGAGGAGAUAAAAAAUUUACUCUUGCUUAUUUGUGUUAGAAUUGGUUUGGUUUUAGAAAAACUCUUUCAUCUACAAAAUAAAAAAUAUAUUCAAUAACAUAAUUUUUAUAGAUGUACAUCCUCACAACGUCAUGGGGGACCUGAGUUGACUCGUUGCCGUUGGACCCCUGACAAAUUUCAUUCUUAAUUUAUUCUACGAGCUGACUGCAGCGACGUCUUUCGGAGAAAUAACAAAUCUUGAUUGUUUUUCUUAUCUCUCGACCAAUCACAUUAAACCUUUCGGUAACAAACAACACGUGCAAUGUGAGGUGUCCACUACUUACUUUCUAUUUACCUUUUAUAUCAACUUAUGAAAGCCUCUAUUUGUGCUUCUCAAUGAGAAAAGCAAACCAAUAGAAUAUCGAUUAAAAUUUGUCAGGGGUUCAACAGUAAAGAGUUGACUCAUAGAU
Messenger RNA from Saccostrea echinata, 3552 nucleotides. RefSeq names its product adhesion G protein-coupled receptor L1-like. The transcript has 23 exons. Lineage: Eukaryota; Metazoa; Mollusca; Bivalvia; Ostreida; Ostreidae. The coding region runs from base 1 to 3072 and encodes 1023 amino acids. The record is from RefSeq and is a predicted model, not a curated record. Gene Ontology annotation, biological process: cell surface receptor signaling pathway; adenylate cyclase-activating G protein-coupled receptor signaling pathway. Gene Ontology annotation, cellular component: membrane. Gene Ontology annotation, molecular function: G protein-coupled receptor activity.